CCUCAUCCGACCACGUGGCAAGGUUAUGGGAGUUGCAACCGGGAGAGACAAUAAGACAGUAUAACGGUCAUCAUAAGGCCGCAGUCUGCGUUGCAUUAAAUGACUUGUCGGUUGGAAAUUAG
Messenger RNA from Paraglomus occultum, 122 nucleotides. Lineage: Eukaryota; Fungi; Glomeromycota; Glomeromycetes; Paraglomerales; Paraglomeraceae. The record is from the annotation of a GenBank genome assembly.